Porites evermanni is the source of this 6730-nucleotide messenger RNA. Lineage: Eukaryota; Metazoa; Cnidaria; Anthozoa; Scleractinia; Poritidae. The record is from the annotation of a GenBank genome assembly.
AUGGAGAGGAUCUCCGUGUUUUCACUCUGUAGCAUUUUCCUUUUGAUUAGCUACUGUGGAUGCCCCAGUGGAGCGAAGAAAAAGAAAGAUUUGGAAACCAUUGUAGAGGUAUAAUCCAGUAAUUAUCAGCGCCGCUAUUUUAUUUAUAGACAAAAACUUUGGGUCUUUAUUCUUUUCCACGUCGCGACCUUCUUUGAAAGGCAAAAAGAUCCCAGAAAAAAUGUCCUGAAAAAAAGUAAUUUAAAGCAUUUUAAAGAUCACUAAGCACACUAUCACUAUAAUCUAGCCUGUGUAAAGAAGUCUCCUGUUUGCUAUAUAUAUAUAGUAACUUGUUCCUCGCAGGUUUUUUUAUACUUGUAAAGUUUCGCCUUUAUUAGGGUUUCUCUGAUUCGCAAAAGUCGUCCUUUUCCAAUUCCGCAUCAAUAGCUUUUCGACUAUAAUUGCGUUUGUUUGAAAAACGUCUUAGGUCGAAUUCUAAGUAUCAUAAUUUUGUAGAAGUUGUUUUGAACUGUUGCAGCUGACUAUAUCGUUACUUCUAAUAAAAACCAAAGUUAUUAACUUCAGUUCGCAUAAAUUGCAUGGAAGGAAUCAAGAUAAUCAAAGCAUCUUUGACAUCUUUUCCACUCAAGCAUAACAUUGAAUAGUCAAAGAUAAAGUAUUCAUGAACCUACAGCUGUAUUUACCUAUUUUUUUCAUAACUUAAAAUGGAAGCUUCUAGCAUAUAGUACUUCAACACAAAAAUGCUUAUAAAAGCUGCAACCCAAAAAAUUUUUUACCACGUGCAUUUUUAAAAUCUGACUAUUCGGUGGUAAUCAAUAAAUUUUAUUUAAAACACAUUUUUAGAGAUUCUUAGCAGGUACUCUUGAUUGAUGCAGAAAACUCAUUAAUUUAUUUAUCUCUGUUAUUAUCUAAAGUUAUAGCCCAGUUUAAUUUAUCUCAGCUGUAACAUAAAUUUUAAGAACGUAUUAGCAAAAUGACUGGCCAUGAGAAGAGUUUGUCCAGAAAUGAAUGCCUGUAUCUCUGAGUCUUUUAUAUUUUUGAAUAUUUUUUUUCGAGUUAAUUCUACUGUGAAAGAGUAAAUUCUGUAAUAGUCCAGUUUCAAGUUUGUUAUGACCACUGAAUUAAAGAAGUGAGGACUCAUUUUUUACAGGCUUAGCCUCCAACUGAAGUAAUAUAUUCACAAAUUCCGACUAGAAAAAGACCUGUUUAUUACUGUCUAUUGUGUAUAUUUUAAACACUUACUUUCCAGAAUUUCUGAAUAUUUUACUUUAUGUCGAUGCUAACCCUGUAUGAUUGUGUCAUUAAUGUUUGUAUUCAGCCAAAAUUUCCAAUUCAAAACUGGACUGUUAUUAAACAAUGACACUUUUUCAUUAUUGAAGACUUUUUUUAAAAAAAGCUGGAUCACUUGAGGUUUCUGGGAAACUGCCCACCUACCCCUCCCUUAAGUCAACAUUAACACUUGCUUCUCACUUAGGACAAAAUGUGGGGUUAGGGGAGGGGCCAGGACGGAAGUUUCCCAGAAACCUAAAUAGAUCCAAAAAGCUCUGCAACUAAGUACCAGAUAAUAUUCUUGAACACAUUUUUUAAUAAUACAUGUAAUUGUUUGCUGUCCCAAAAAUAUGAUAGGAUAAGUUUAAUUUUCUUUAACUUCUGCAUUAGUUACAUAUAUCAAUAAGUGACUUGAGCUCUGAGAUAGAACUAAUAAAAGAAUCUAUCAAGUUUUUGAGUCAUUUUCCAGCUUUUGAUGUUUGAGUAAUAUUAAGAGAUCAGGACCAUAAGAGAGAGAUUUUUAAGAAAAUAUUUUUUAAUAAAAAUAAUUUUUUUUAUUAACCCAUCCGCUCCUGGAGAUUUUGCCGAAAAACGCGUUUUGAAGCUAGUCGAGUGGUUUUCUGGUCACUGUCGUGCUAUAAAGAGCUAAAACUUACCACAAACUGGUUUACAGGUCAAACACUUCACGGCCUUCUGAUCCAGAUGCAACAUAUCAGCUUGCAAAGUUCGGGCAUGCGCAGAAAGCAAAAUUUCGACGUAGUUUUUGGGUUUAAAAGUGACACAGCAGUCUUGACUUUUACUUUUCGCUUUCUCUCCUCCCUUCUUUUUUUGUUUUUCUUGCCUCAUUUUUUUUUCUCUUGCUGGGCAUUUAGUAGGCUUGAUUUUGGUGGGAAGAGUUUUUAGGAAAGCUUUUAGGAUCUUACGAUUAGGCGAAAGGAAAGGUAGGUGGGUAAUGGAACAAGAUUUUCAUGGAGAUUUUCAGGUCAAUGUCACGUGGUUUUUUGCUUGUUUCUCCGGUGUCCUUGACUGAAUUGUGCUCAUUCUGGUAUGGUUUGAAAGAUCUCUUCACUCUGCACAAGUUAGUGAAGAAAGUUGUCCUUGACCGUUAAAACUGAUCACGUCACAAUGGGUAGAAAGGACCUGGAUCGACACGGGCGGUUACGGGCGGUUCAGGGGCGAAUGGGUUAAAUCCUCUCAUCAAUUAUGAUAAAUAAAUCCAUCUUUCUACAAGAAAUAUUCGAGAAAGUUUUUUUUCAGUGGUUUAUGAUCUUACUUUUAAAAGAAAAAUGAUUUUUUGGUUUAUUUCCUAGUACAAACCAGCUACUUGUCAGGAUAAAGCUGACAAUGGGGAUAUUGUCUCUGUUCACUAUACUGUAAGUACACUGGGUAAUAAGUAAUUAAUUGUUCUGACCUUAACUGUAUGGUGACCCUGUCCGAGUAGUACUAAAACUGGGUUGAGCUGUGUAGUUCUCUUGGAUUUCUUUGAGGUAGACUCUUAGUAAUAAACCCUUUUUCAGUCAUCUGAGUGGAAGACUUGGCUAGACCAGAGAGGGAAUGACCCAUGCAAGACCAUAGAACCCAAUGACCCAACUGGUGCCACCUUAUCCCCAGGUUUUCCAUCCUCUUUCAGUAUCAUUUUCAUUUGUUUUUCUUAAUGGCUGACAUUUUGUGAUGCUACCACUGGUUUGAAUUCCGGACAGUGUGCCAUUACCUUGAUCUGGGUAUAAGUACUUCUGAUUGGUUGAAAAUUUGCUCAACCAAUCAGAAGUCUACCCAAAUCUAAGGAGUGAUGCGUCAUCAGUGUGGAAUUUCUGAGCUUGUUCCCCAGUUAUCUUUCUUGGCGGAAAGUUAGUGUUUGUGUUGCAAAAUGUUGGCUGUUUCCCUAGGCUAGCUAUACUGUCUUUCUUGCUUAACAAGACAGGGUUGUCAUUAAGAACCGGGGGCCGGGGAUUUUCCCCGGCUACUAAGAGAGUGGCCCCCGGCUACUUUUAUUGGAAAAUAGAAGAAAAAUGAAACCAAAAGAAAUCCCUAGCUGUUUGAUUCGCCGCCUACUUGUUGUGUUUACCCGGCAACUUGAAAUCUUAGUGACAACCCUGCAAGAACUGAUUUAACUCUAGCUAUUUUGGGAUGAUCCCCAUUGACUCUUUGAUGAUGCAGUUCCAAAAACUUCAAAUAGAAUAAUCAUUCCUUUUUAAAUUUUUGAGGGAACUUUGGAAAAUGGACAAAUGUUUGAUUCAUCUCGUGCACAAGGAAGACAGCCACUUGAAUUUCAGCUUGGCAAAGGAAAAGUCAUAAAAGGUUAAUUCAAUUCUAAGUAUAUUUUAGAAAUGAAACUCUUAAUUCUAUGGUGAUACAAUUCUUAUUACACUUGUUCAACCUCCAUUAGCCAACUAUUAAGCGGCCACCCUCAGUCAGUUUUUUAGAAGCCUGUAGUAACCCAAGUCAUGAAUUGAUUGCAAUAGCAAAAAAUUGUAAAUGAAAGCCUUAUUGAGCAGACGUGCCCAUUAAUUGACCAUAUAUGUCCACAUUUUGGACAUCCCUUGGAGAGUUCUUACAUUGAUUUCACAUCUAUUACAUGGCCUUUAAUCACUUGAUAUACAUGGUUUUUAUGACCUUAUUUUUAUAAAUUAUAUGAUGAAGAAAAAAACAGUCCAAGAUGGGCGAACACUGAUUGUAGACCAGUAAUGCUGCUCCCAUCACAUAUUUGUUUCAAAAUAUAGUGAUGUUUCUGUUAAAGUUUUUACCAUUUCUGAUGAGCCUAUAUUGAACAGCCAACCACCAAUAAGUGGCCUCUUGCCAGACCCUAUUGGCAGCCAGUUAAUGGAGGUUUAAUUAACUGUAGUUAGUUGUCAUUAAUUCAAAUAGACCAUUCUUUAGUACAAAUCUCUGUGUAGAUUAGAUUAAUAUUCAAAAUAGGCAGCAAGUCAGUAAGUGCAAAAGGAAAAGAAUGACAAUUUUAAGCCCUAUUAGAUGAGGAUUUUACAUGUAACUGAAGGAACCUCUUUAAUUAAGCCUACGCCCAUAUUUAGUGGUCGUUUACUUCCUUCUUUUAGUUAGUACAAGAAGAGAUUGAAACACUUUGAGAGCUAUUUGUCAUGCGCUCUAUACAUGUAUUUCACUUUAAUUGUCACCAUCUUUAUUUCCUUAAUCAGGUCUUAGGUUUGUCUCAGAAAUUUUAUGGCGGACUCGUUUUCAGUGGUCAGUUGGCGAUUACCCAUUGGUGUUCUAGCUGUUACCCUGCGAGCAGAGGUUUUUCUCUUGCAUGGUGUUUAUAAGUGUUUACGAAGUCAAUCGUUCACGUCACUUGUCAGUUGUGUUGUUGACUUGUUUUAUAUGCCUCAGGAGAAGGUUUUUCCUGGAGCAUAUAAAUCAAACCAACUAUGUGACCGACAAGUGAUUCAAAUGACUUCAUAAAUGCUAAAUGCCACGCAAGAGAGAAACUUCUGCUCGCAGGCUAGUGUUCUGUCUUAAAGGGGGAUGAAAAAAGAUGCUCCAUGUAUCAUCUAAAGUGCAUUUAUUGUUAUAGCUAAAAUUAACAAGGAAAAUAAUUGUUUUUCAUUGUUUUCCUCUUUGUUUAACAGGAUGGGAGAUGGGAAUAAAAGGAAUGUGUAUAGGGUAAGGUUUUUUUUCCUUUAAAAGCUCAUGUCACUUUCACUAAAAAGCUCAGUUUUGAGGUUUUGUAUUAGUACAACAUUUUCUGCAUGACUGAGUCUCCCUGUUUAAUAGUCCAGUUUCAAAUUAAAAUAAUUACUGCUGAAUACAAACAUUAACAACACAUUCAUACAGGGUUAGCCUCAACAUAAAGUAAAAUAUUCAGAAAUUCCUGCAAGUAAGUGUUUGAAACUGUGAAAAUACACAAUAUACAGAGUAAUAAACAGGUCUUCUUCUCAUUGGAAUUUGUGAAUAUAUUUACUUCAGAUGGAAGCUAAAGCUUGCAAAAAAUGCGUCUUUACUUCUUUAAUCAGCGAUCAAAGUGAACUUGAAACUGGACUUUUCUACUUUUUUUCAUUUCUAGUGAGAAAAGGAAGUUGAUUAUUCCACCUCACCUUGGUUAUGGAUCACGGGGAGUUGAGAAUGUCAUUCCACGUGAGUAUAAAACAGCAAUACCUUUAUUCGUGAUAAUGUUAUUUUAUCAUACCAUACUCCCACGUACUAUGACAUCAUUUUUGUUUGAUUUUAUCCUUUUAAAGCCCCAAGCAAAUGCAUGCAACAUUGUUGGAUUGCACAGUGUGCAUCCGUUUGCACACCCUGUUGCAGGUUGUUGCAUGUUGUUGCGCAAAGUUUGAAACCAGUCAAACUUUUAAGCCAACAACUCCUCAACAUUCGUAUUUGUUCCGUGAUCGCUGAAGCAUAGUGCAACAAUGUUCACUUGGAUCCGUUUGCACAGCCUUUCCAACAUUAUUGUUGGCGACACGCACGUGCAUUACACAUGGUCUCCAAAGUCUUAUGGGCUGUAUCCUUCCCAUGAUGCACUGCAGCUCCCAACAUUGUUGGGAGUUGUUGCAUCCAUUUGCACAAUGUUGGGAGCUGUUGCGUCUGUUUGCACUUAGCUGAACACACAACACUAAGCAAUACCUUUUUGGCCUUCUGUCCUGAGCACUCUAAGACCUCUAAGUGAGUCCUAAAGCUGCAAUUUUUAACCCUUAGGCAAAACCUCAAGGAUCCCCUUCACUUUCAUGUCGGAAACCCACCCCAACCUCCCCACCCCCCUCCUCUAACCCAAGACUUUUAAACCCCAGAUUUCUCCAGAUGGAAGGAAGUAAAGAGAAGCAAAGCUCUGGCCCUGGUUAAUCAAAUAUGCCGGAAAGCCCUAUCCAAUGAAUAAACAGCAUGCAAAGAAAGUAGUGUCCAAUAAGCCCAGGGCUAGUGGAUUUCGCUAUCGGGCUGGUGAAUUCUGUUUUUAACUUGCCCGACGGGCAAGUGAUGUUUUUUGAGGAAUUCAAUUAACAGAAGAACUGUGAAAUCAAUUCUGCUAGUCAAAAAGUUUUUGGGGCUAGUUGAAAUGAUGUCUGGGCUAGUAAAUGCUAGCUUCAUAAUCCGACUUUGUAACAAAUUAAGUAUGUGUAACUUUGUUUUGCUUUCACAGCAAAUUCAGUGCUAAUAUUCACCACAGAAUUGAUGUCAAUCAGAAGAAAAUCUCCAUUUGAUCCUAGUGUACUGAUCCAGAUAGGUUUCUGGCCCGUGCUUGCAGUCUUGGUUAUGUAUUAUCUUUAUAGAAAGGCAAAAAGAGAAUCCAGCUCUUCCAAGCAUGAAGUAAAGUCGAACAAAAAGAAUAAAAAGAAAUAAACAGCUGCAAAUUUCUAUUUAUAAGGUAUAUAGAGAUCGUUCGAACUGAGAAAAAGCGCAACCUGAACAGCGAUAAUGAUUUCUGUAUCUCCUAGUACAUUCGCUGUGGUUAACGGUCAAGUCGCCCGAAAGUCAUCUCGCCCGAGGUUAUGUCGCUUUAAAUAAGAGUUAUGUC